Molecule: messenger RNA, 1742 nt
Organism: Tripterygium wilfordii
Lineage: Eukaryota; Viridiplantae; Streptophyta; Magnoliopsida; Celastrales; Celastraceae
Exons: 5
Coding region: 62-1453 (463 amino acids)
Biological process (GO): translation
Cellular component (GO): ribosome
Molecular function (GO): structural constituent of ribosome
Source: RefSeq, a predicted model, not a curated record
ACCCUACACUCAUCCGCGGCUCCGCCUUCUUCCAUCUCACAAAUCUUGCAUCUCACCUGCCAUGGCGCUCUCCAUCGCCAGACCCAAACACAGAUCUCUCACCAAUCCUUCUCUUGUCCACCUAUUGCCCACUUCUUUUUCUUCUUCUUCAAAUGAACAAAAUGAUCCCAACAACAACGACGCCCCACAAUCAGAGUCACCUACGCAAUCACAGUCUUCCUUCUCUUCGUAUUUCAGUGAUGUUAAAGCGAGCCUUCGGCAGCGGCAUCAACAGAUGGAAAACCAAGCUCAAAAUCAAUACUCCAGACGACCACUACCACAACAACAACAGACUUCGCCUCUCAGUAGGCCCUCUAAAAUCGCGUCUCUUGAGGAGAUAAAGAAGGAUCUUUCAGAGUUCCGGCGCCGAACCUCUGUUCCUCCUCCUACGGACCCCAACGCUUCCUCGCACUCUCAGCCUAUCUCGUUCCAAGAACUGUACAAACGCAAUUUAAUUGUGAAAUCGGAGGCUGCCGCACAAGGAGGUACGGUAUCCAGGCCUCCGAAACCCUCUGGGGUUUUUUCAUUCGAGGCAAUCAGGCAGAGUCUGCGACAAAUGCGACCAAAUAGGGAGGCGAACAUUGAGCGCAGAGGUGGAGAUCCGAUUUCACUCGAUACUCUCAAGAACAACUUGAGGUUGAAGCCCGCUGAUGGUCCUGCCGGCAUUCCAGGGUCUACUGUUAUAGGCGGGACAGGGGGGCUUCCGUUUACCGUCUUUGGCAAGGAAAUGAAGGAAAACAAGGAGGAAAAAGGCACUGAGGCAACGGGGACGGAGUUUGUGAAGAUGUAUAAAUACGAUGAGUUGGGGGAGAAGCUGAGGAGCCUUCGGCCGGAGGACGGGGUGAAGGAAUUUAAUCUGCAUGAGUUCAGUGAGAGGCUAGUAAAGCUGCGGGAGAUUGAGGAGAAGGAGGCUGCCUCACGGGCUUCUGGGUUUUCAUUUAAGGACUUGAGGGACAGCUUGAAUAAGCUUAAAACGGCGGAGAUUGAGAAGACCAGAAAGACUACAAUCCAGAGAUUCGAUAUCUUGGGUCAACUUGAUGGAACUCCAGACUUUAUGCGACACCCACCACAGGAGCAGUUAGUUGAAAAGUAUUUCCAUCCGGAUAACAUGUCUUCUGCUGAAAAAAUGAAAAUUGAGCUUGCGAAAGUCAGAGAUGAAUUUAAAAUGUCAGAGUCUGAUUGUGGAUCUUCACGUGUUCAAGUGGCACAACUCACCAUUAAGAUCAAGCAUCUAUCAUCGGUUCUGCACAAAAAGGAUAAGCAUUCUCGAAAGGGGCUCAUAGCAAUGGUGCAGAAGAGGAAGAGCAUAUUAAAGUACCUGCGAAGAACUGACUGGGAUUCAUACUGCUUGGUGCUGGAUAAGCUUGGUCUUCGAGACAACACAGGCUACAAGAACUUGGCCAGACCACAAUGAGAACUAUUCCAGAUAGUAAUUGAAUUAUUGUUCUUUGUUUCUGUGGAGGAAAAGGUUACUGAAGUAUUUUGAGAAAAAGUGACUUGGAUUCCUAUUACUUUUGUGCUGAUUGAGCUUGCUUAGUCUUCUGAACAACUCAGACUUCAAAGAACCAGGCCUGACAGCCAAGAGAACUAUUCUAGACAGUGGUGAAAUCACCAUGCUUUCCUUUCCGUUUUAUCAAAAUUUCGUACGCGCUCUGUAAUCUGUUGGAGAUCAUCAUGAAAAUCAAUCUUAUUCCUCUUUGAAA